CUAUAGCAAACUCCACAGAUGUAUUUUGUCUUUCCUGCGACUCCGCAAACGCCUGUGAUUGGUCAGGGCCUCCGGAGGCGGGCCCCGAGCAGAGCGCGGGGUUCUCCCGGGCAAUCUGGGCUGCAGCGCGGUGGGCGACAUGUCCGGGAAGGGCGGGGAGAAGCGCGGAGACAAGGAGGGAGAAGACACAGGUGCUACCCGCCCCUUCAACUUCAGCCCGGAGCCCACGCUCGAGGACAUCCGCCGCCUCCAUGCUGAGUUUGCUGCUGAAAGAGACUGGGACCAGUUCCACCAGCCUCGGAACCUCCUCCUGGCCUUGGUGGGAGAAGUGGGGGAGCUGGCAGAGCUCUUUCAGUGGAAGCCUGAUGCAGAGCUUGGCCCCCAAGCCUGGCCCCCCAAGGAACGGGCAGCCCUUCAAGAGGAGCUCAGUGACGUCCUCAUCUAUCUGGUAGCAUUAGCAGCCCGCUGCCGUGUGGACCUGCCCCGGGCCGUGCUCUCCAAGAUGGACACCAACCGGAGACGCUACCCGGCACAUCUGUCCCGGGGCUCUGCCCGCAAGUACACAGACCUGCCCCAGGGGGCCACCUCUGAAGACCAGGCUGUGGGGACUGCAGACCUGGCCUGUGAGUCCACAGGCAAGGCCUCAACCUAGAAAUGUGGGCCCAGGACCUACAACUCAGCAUGGCAACAUAGGUCAUCCGCCUGGGGGCCCCACUUCCUGAGGUCUGAGGCUCAAGAACCUCCGGAAGACAGCCUCCUGGGAUUUUUCUCACUCAAUAAAAGUUUUGUGUAGCAACUUCUGGAUUCUUCCU
This is a messenger RNA of Rhinolophus ferrumequinum (greater horseshoe bat), 812 nucleotides long. RefSeq names its product dCTP pyrophosphatase 1 (gene DCTPP1). The coding region runs from base 140 to 652 and encodes 170 amino acids. Gene Ontology annotation, molecular function: nucleoside triphosphate diphosphatase activity. NCBI's taxonomy places the organism in Eukaryota, Metazoa, Chordata, Mammalia, Chiroptera, Rhinolophidae. The transcript is spliced from 3 exons. Gene Ontology annotation, biological process: nucleoside triphosphate catabolic process. The record is from RefSeq and is a predicted model, not a curated record.